Molecule: messenger RNA, 2067 nt
Organism: Cladocopium goreaui
Lineage: Eukaryota; Dinophyceae; Suessiales; Symbiodiniaceae
Source: the annotation of a GenBank genome assembly
AUGGGUUACAUGGCAUCAGCAUUGGUGCUGUCACAGGAAAAAAACCUUCGGAUUCGGCAGGAGGCUGAAGAGUUGAUCAGCUCGGCGGAGCGUCAUAUCAAGCACUGCUACUCCACUGAGCCAGAAAACUUCCAGCUGCUUCCCCUGCUGCGAAGCGAGUGGCCCAUUUGGUGGUUGACACAUUCUGUCUUCCAACAUCUCUAUCCCGAAGGGCCGGCGGAUCCGAAGCCAGUGGAUCUUUCGACUCCAGCUCCAGCUCCACUGGACGCGUGUUGGGAGCUGGAUGGCCAGGCCAAGUUGUGUCCUCUCAACAAGGCGGCUUGGAUGGCGGUGAAUGGAGUGUAUCUGCUGGAUGAUCAGCAUUUACAAGGCAUGGCACCUGGCCUCCAAAGUUCGCGAAUCCUGCAGCUCUUCUGUGACGGGCGGCCAUUGCAUCGAAGGGCCACGGGGGAGGCUCUCUUGGAGUCCCUCUCUGCUAGCAUUGCUACCGCGGAGCCCAGCUGGAGCAGUGUUCAGUGGUGGUCCAAGCAGUUUGUAGCGCUACAGGAUCCAAAGUUCUCUGAUCCCAGCGCUGGAGCCUACUCUGCCUCUUUCAUCGGUGAAAAGGUGGGGAUGUACAUCGAGGAGACAUCUGCUGGCGACCCCUACAAUGCUGAAUGGCUGCAGGCAUACCUCACCGCUUUCAACCGGAUGGGUUUGCAACCACACCUGGUUCGAAGAAGCGAGGAAGUGCGAGCAGGGGUCCUAUACUUCUGGCGCAUCAAUCAGAUGUUUGGAGGCGGUCAACUGGCAGGUGCUCCCGGUGUUGGUUUGGCCGUGGCGCAGCAUCUGUCGGCCUUCGAUGUGUCGAUGGGUGCUGCUCUGUGGCCUCGACCCGAGACGAUGCAGUUCUAUCAGGACAAGAUCGCUCUCCGGGAUCUCUUCACCAGGAUCGGUGUGCCCGCACCCAAGAGCUGGGUGGUACAGAGCCUGCAAGACCUGGAGAUGUUGAUGCAACGAGGCGAAUUGAAGGAUGCGGAUUUCCCCCUGGUUCUCAAACAUCCCUACGCAGCCUCCAGUCGGGGGAUGAUGUCCUGUGCAACUUCCCAAGAGGUGAGAAGUGUGGUGGGCCAAUGGCUCCAGGAACACCAAGUGCCUUGCCUGCUGCAACGGCAGCUUCGCAUCGCCAGGGAUAUGCGCGUGACUUAUGUUGGAGGCGAAAUCAUCCAGGGCUAUUGGCGUGUGAAGGCCGCCAUGAACGAUCUGAGCAGCGGCUCGGCUGCCGGGUCGUCCUUGGACUUCGACACGCCCCUGGAGGAGAUUGCCCCCUUUGUGAGAAGCUUCGCUGCGGCCACCGGUAUUGACAUUGGCGGGAUGGACAUCGCCUUUCCGGAAGACGCGGCUGAAGGGCCGGUGGUCUUCGAAGUCUCGCCCAUCUUCGACUUGAAUCCCGAGCCUCCUGCCGAGUGGCGGCAACGACCCUAUCGCGAGUACAAACAAACCGAAGACUACAAGAAGAGGCGUGCUGAGAACUAUGCGCUGUGCGCGCAAAAGGUGGUCGAGUACGCCCUGCAGCGCCGCGGUCGACUCUUUGUGGACAUCGACAACACCAUCAGCGAUGCGUGGAAACGCAUACGCCGCGCGACCAUACCACAGUGGCCAGGGCACAGCUUUGAUGCCAAAGCGCAUUCACCGGAGGAGUUGGCCAAAGAUUCGCCACUUCCAGGUGCCCAAGGUGCGUUGGCGUCCCUUACGCGGGACUGGGAAGUGACGUAUCUGUCAGUGCGAAGGCCCAGUUGCCGGGCCAAUGGACCCUUGGAAGGAUUGGUCACCGAGGCCAGAGGAGCUGCGGGGGCAUUUCAAGCGGCCAGCAAGUGGCUGAAAGAGCAUCACUUUCCCAGCUAUAGUCAACUGGUUCUGGUCAGAACCUCAAGCCAUGGACAUGUUUAUAAAUGUAAUCCCAUCCCUCUGAUAUUUUCAAACAUAUAUAUAUAUUUAAGGGCUGCCGCCCCUGCCGCCGACCCCGGAAGAAUCGGCAAGGAAGCCAAGCAAAUUGGCAUAAAAACUCUUCGGUGCUUCGCACCUUGA